Messenger RNA from Caenorhabditis elegans, 525 nucleotides. RefSeq lists its product as uncharacterized. The coding region runs from base 1 to 483 and encodes 160 amino acids. The transcript has 3 exons. The record is from RefSeq and is marked reviewed. Lineage: Eukaryota; Metazoa; Nematoda; Chromadorea; Rhabditida; Rhabditidae.
AUGCUCUUCUGCCCGCUGCUUCUCAUAUUCCUCAUUGCCAACUCCAAUGGUGAACCCCUACCACCGGACAUGAAGGAUCUACAAAACCACCUUGACACCUUCCAGAAAGCCGUUGACACCGGAGACAAGAAGGCUCUGCGCGAGAUGAUGCCGGUGAAUCAAAGAAUUUCCGAGGAAAAGCUAGAUGAGUUCAUCAAGACUCGCAAGUCGUUCAAGAUGACAGCAAAAAGCGCACAGGCCACAAGUUCUGGAAUCACCGGAAAGGUAGACUACGCCAUAGGAAAGGCUACUCUUCUGCUCGACGUGGUUUUGGAGAAGAGUUCCUCUAGUCCAUCUGCCUACAAGUUUGUGAGUAUCAGCAAACAAUCAAUCCCUUCUCAACGUCGUGAAAUCCCUGAUUGUUUUUACACUCUCCUGAUAAUGUGCCCGUAUGAUUUAAUUGUUGCUUUGGCACAAACUGCCGAAAACGUCCUUAAAGGAUAACUAUAUUUGUACUUUUGGCUCGGAUGAAUUUGCUUUAUUGUU